Varanus komodoensis (Komodo dragon) is the source of this 2084-nucleotide messenger RNA. RefSeq names its product zinc finger and BTB domain containing 7C (gene ZBTB7C). The transcript is spliced from 4 exons. The record is from RefSeq and is a predicted model, not a curated record. NCBI's taxonomy places the organism in Eukaryota, Metazoa, Chordata, Lepidosauria, Squamata, Varanidae. Gene Ontology annotation, biological process: regulation of transcription by RNA polymerase II. Bases 115 to 1908 code for a protein of 597 amino acids. Gene Ontology annotation, molecular function: DNA-binding transcription factor activity, RNA polymerase II-specific; RNA polymerase II cis-regulatory region sequence-specific DNA binding; protein binding.
AGACACUCCGGGAGAAUGCCAGGUUUGCAGAUGUCUUCCUAAAACAGAACAGCAAAUUUUACGCUGGCAAGCAUACUGGGGAGAGAAGAGUUGUCGAGGGCUCCAGAUGAGAACAUGGCCAAUGGCAUUGAGGACCUCAUCGGGAUCCCCUUCCCCAACCACAGCAGCGACGUCCUGUGCGGCUUGAACGAGCAGCGGCACAACGGCCUCCUCUGCGACGUCAUCCUCAUCGUCCAGGACCAGGAAUACAGAACCCACAAGUCUGUGCUGGCUGCCUGCAGCCAGUAUUUUAAGAAACUCUUCACUGCCGGCACUUUAGCAGACCAGCCCUAUGUUUACGAGAUAGACUUCGUCAAGCCUGAAGCACUUUCGGCAAUCCUGGAGUUUGCCUACACCUCGACGCUCACCAUCACCGCCUCCAACGUCAGGCACAUCCUGAACGCGGCCAAGAUGCUGGAAAUCCAGUGCAUCAUCAACGUCUGCCUGGAAAUCAUUGAGCCCAGCAACGAGGAGGAGGACAAGGAGGAGGAGGACGAGGAGGGGGAGGGGGAGGAGGAGGAGGAGGGGGAGGAGGAGGAGGAAGCAGAAGACUUUGCAGCCCAGAACCUAGCCGAUGUCCAAGACAUCGGCUGCCACCAAAGUCCAUCCAAAUCCGACCUUGCCGAAGAGGCCUACUCAGAAACGCCAGGCGGGUUCUCCGACCACUUCCCCGUCGGGAGCUCCAGUGGCUCUCUGGGCGUGAUCAGAGACUUCUCCAUCGAGUCUCUCCUGCGGGAAAACCUGUACCCCAAAACGAGCCUCCCCGAGCGGAGGCCAGCCCUGUCCCCCUUCGUGCCCGAUCUCUUCCCGCGGCUUUGGAACGGGGACUGCGGCGCCUUUGCCCAAGGGCAGGAGCAGCCGGGGGAGAGCGGGCCCCUGGACUUGGUGAUCCGGAAGAGGAAGAUCAAAGAGGAGGAGAGGGAGGAGCCCCUGCCCACCCCCUUCCCCAACAGCCUCUUCAAGGACAUCUUUGCCAGCAGCCCCGUGCACCACCUGGGGCACAUCAAGGCCGAGAGCGACUACGGCGCCUACUUGAACUUCCUCAGCGCCACCCACUUCGGCGGAGUCUUUCCCCGGUGGCCGGAGGAGAGGAAGAUGAAGCCCAAGGCGUCCCAGCAGUGCCCCAUCUGCAACAAGAUCAUCAUGGGCGCCGGGAAGCUGCCGCGGCACAUGAGGACCCACACGGGAGAGAAGCCAUACAUGUGCACAAUCUGCGAAGUUCGGUUCACCAGGCAAGACAAGCUGAAGAUCCACAUGCGCAAGCACACCGGCGAGCGGCCGUACCUUUGCAUCCACUGCAACGCCAAGUUCGUCCACAACUAUGACCUGAAAAACCACAUGCGCAUCCACACCGGCAUCCGUCCGUACCAGUGCAAGUUCUGCUACAAGAGCUUCACCCGUUCGGACCACCUGCACCGCCACAUCAAGCGCCAGAGCUGCCGCAUCUCCCGGCCCAGGAGGGGGCGCAAGCCGGCCACCUGGCGAGCGGCGAGCUUACUGUUUGCGCCCAACAGCCAGCCGGAUGACAAGAGCUUCAUGGUGCCCCCGGUGCUAGACGACGUGAGCGGCCACCUCAGCGGUUCAGCCAUGUGCCUUCCCGGCCCCAGCCCAAAGCAUUUUAUGGAUGGGGCCAAGAACACCCUGAGCUUGCAGGAGCUGGAGAGCCAGUUUGAGGAGACCCAGAUGAAACUCUUUGGGAGGACGCACCUGGACGUGGAGCGGAACGGCAGUCUCUUUGCCUUUGCGCUGGGCCACAAUGACAGAAUCUCGGCACGUCCGUAUUUCUCCCUCCCUGACCCCUGGAGCUCGGGCUUCAGUGGACUGACGGGACUCAACCCCCUUGGCCCCAUUUCUGAGGCUAGCAACUGAGGCGCCCCUCUUUCCAAGGGAUACUUUCGGCCUUCUUCAGCACUUCUGUGGUUCCCUUGGGCAAAUCAAGGACUCUUUUUCUUACUGAAAGACUGUUGAAAAUGAGAACAGCCCCUGCAAAUUGCUCAGUCCUGUUGAGAUCCAACAUAAAGCAUCUCUUCUUUGCACCAAACAAA